Engraulis encrasicolus (European anchovy) is the source of this 5665-nucleotide messenger RNA. It is a transcript of the gene sec31b, whose product is annotated as SEC31 homolog B, COPII coat complex component. Gene Ontology annotation, biological process: endoplasmic reticulum to Golgi vesicle-mediated transport; endoplasmic reticulum organization; COPII-coated vesicle cargo loading. The transcript is spliced from 27 exons. The record is from RefSeq and is a predicted model, not a curated record. Gene Ontology annotation, molecular function: protein binding; structural molecule activity. The coding region runs from base 115 to 3915 and encodes 1266 amino acids. Lineage: Eukaryota; Metazoa; Chordata; Actinopteri; Clupeiformes; Engraulidae. Gene Ontology annotation, cellular component: endoplasmic reticulum exit site; COPII vesicle coat.
CCGUAGCGAACUACACAUCCCGACGAUAUUGUAAGGAGUGUCUUCUCUCUACCGCCGUCACUGAUUAUCAACAAUUGAACGGAUUCUGUCCGGAGCGCCAGCCAACAGUGGACGAUGAGGCUGAAGGAGAUUCUACGGACUGCCAACCAGGCAUGGAGUCCAGCUGCACACCAUCCAGCCUACCUGGCCUUAGGUACUUCAGCCGGGCAGCUGGACGCGUCUUUCAACACCACCGCUGCCCUGGAGAUCUUCGAGAUGGAUUUUGCCGAUCCAUCUCUGGAAAUGAAACUCAGAGGAACUCUCUCAACCUCUAGCAGGUUCCACAGUCUGAUCUGGAGUAACUUUGGCCUGGGAGCCGACGGCUCCGCGGGCAGGCUGGUGGGAGGAAGUGAGAAUGGCGCCAUCACAGUCUACAGUCCAGACGCCAUCUUGAACUCGGCAGAUGACGUCAUUGUAGGCCAGUCCAACAAACACACAGGCCCUGUCAAGGCGCUGGACUACAACCCUUUCCAGAGUAAUCUUCUUGCGUCGGGUGCAAAUGAGUCGGAAAUCUACAUCUGGGACUUGAACAGUUUCAGCAAUCCCAUGACUCCUGGAGCAAAAGCACAGCCGGCAGAGGAUGUGAGCGUGGUGGCGUGGAACAGGCAGGUGCAGCACAUCCUGGCCUCAGCCAGUGGAAGUGGCAAAGCCGUGGUGUGGGACCUGCGCAAGAACGAGCCCAUCAUCAAGAUCAGCGACCACAGCAACAGAAUGCACCUGUCCGGGAUGCUGUGGCACCCGGAGGUGGCCACCCAGUUGGUGCUGUCUUCGGAGGACGACCGGCUGCCCGUCAUCCAGAUGUGGGAUCUCCGCUUCGCCACGUCGCCACUCAAAGUCCUGGAGAACCACACCAGGGGUAUUCUGUCCAUAUCGUGGAGCCAGGCAGACCCUGAGCUGCUUCUCAGCAGUGCCAAAGACAACAGGAUCCUCUGCUGGAACCCUGCCACAGGAGAGGUGAUCUAUGAGCUGCCCACCACCAACCAGUGGUGCUUUGACGUCCAGUGGUGCCCUCGCAACCCAGCCCUGCUCUCUGCCGCAUCCUUCGACGGACACAUCUGCGUCUACUCUGUCAUGGGCGGAAACCUGGAGGCUGUACAACACAGCAGCGUCGACGGGAUCUCUGCAUCGUUUGACGCGAUGGACCCGUUUGGUACGGGCCAGGUACUGCCCCCACUGCAGAUGCCCCAGUCCCCCACGCAGCCCACCAUCAUCCCCCCGCUCAGGAAACCCCCCAAGUGGGUCAGGCGGCCCGUUGGAGCCCGCUUUGCUUUUGGGGGUAAGCUGGUGUCGUUCGAGACCCCCAAGCCCCCCCAGCAGCAGGCGGGGCCUCAGCUCACCCCCCGCCAGGUGUUUGUUAGCCAGGUAACCACGGAGACCGAGUUCCUCCAGCGCUCGCGGGAGCUCCAGGCCGCCCUGCAGUCGGGCUCCUUCGCCACCUACUGCCAGGCCAAGGUGCAGAACGCACCCUCCGACUGUGAACAGGACAUCUGGAAAUUCCUGCUGGUCAAUUUUGAAGAUGAGGCACGAGUUAAAUUCCUGAAACUGUUGGGCUUCAGCAAAGAGGAACUGGACAAAAAGAUUUCUACGUGUUUAGGGAAGAGCCUGCAGCCUAACGGUCAUGGAGUGGAUGCCAACGACCUGGCUGAGAAGAUGCAGGCCCUCUCUGCUGAGAGGUCGACAGGGUCUCCCGCGACUGGCACUCCUCCAUGCUCAGACUCCCCAGCUGACUUCUUCAGUCAGAUCCCCAAGGAAGCCCCUGUAGAGAAGCCCAACUUCCAGAUACCAGUCUCCGCAGAUACGGAUGGCCUGAUCAGCCAGGCUCUGCUGGUGGGUAACUUCGAGGGGGCCGUGGAGCUGUGCCUUAGCGACGGUCGCUAUGCGGAGGCCAUCUUGCUCUCCAUCAGCGGGGGUGAGGAGCUACUCAAGAAGACGCAGCAGAGAUACCUGGACCGACAGAAGAACUCCGUAUCCAUGCUCAUCUCGUCGGUGGUGACUCAGAACUGGCGUGACAUCGUGCAGAGCUGUGAGCUGGAGAACUGGAAAGAAGCCCUGGCAGCCCUCCUCACCUACGCUAACCCGGAGGAGUUCGCAGCACUCUGUGACACGCUGGGUGGUCGUCUGGAGGCGGGGGCCGGUGAGAAGAGCCGGCUGCAGGCCUGCCUCUGCUACAUCUGCUCCGGAAACAUCGAGAAGCUGGUGGAGUGCUGGGCCCAACAGAGGGACUCCACCUCCCCUCUCGCACUCGAGGACCUGGUGGAGAAGGUGAUGAUUCUGCGUAAGUCAAUCGAGCGCCUGCGUAACGGAGAGGUGGCCAUCCAGAGUCCAGUGCUGGCAGAGAAGCUCACGCACUACGCCGGCCUGCUAGCCUCUCAGGGGAGCCUGGCUACCGCCAUGGGCUACCUACCAGAUACCUCAGACCAGGCUAUGAUCCGGAUGCUGCGUGACAGGCUUUUCCAUGCCCAGGGCCUGGGUGCCCCGAGCCAGCCCGCCGCCCCUGCUGCUGCCGCCCCCUCCUACGCCAAGCCGACUCCAGCCCCUGCCAGACCAGGUCCUACGGCGCCGGCCCAGAUCCCCACACACAACAUGCACCAACAGCCCCAGCCGGUGCCAUUCCAGCCCUCCAUGCCCCCUCGGAUGCCCGAUCCAGGGAUGCCCCCCAUGCCCCGGCCGAUGGUCCCCCAGGCCCCCGACACCAUGGGGGCCCCACCCCCCUCCUCACACAUGGGCGGCCCCCGCAGCAUAUCCAGGCCGGGCCCUCGCCCCAUGUACCCCUCACAGGUCAACGCUGCACCAGGCUUCCCUCCAUCUCAGCCAUUCCAUCCGCAGGGUGCCGUCCCCCCUCCCUCUUCCUCUUCCAUGGGGUCUUUCAUGCCCGGCCCCCCCAUGCCCCCCUCCUCCUCCUCCUCCUCCUCCAUCACCGGCGGCGUUCCCAUGAUGCCUCCCCCCUCCUCCUCCUCCUCUGCCAAGACCAACCGCCUGGGCCCCCCUCCCCCCGCCGGCUUCAUGCCCGGCAUGGCACCCCCACCCUCCGUCUCCUCAGCUAAUGUACCCAACAUGCCCCCCAACGUCCUGCCCGGCGCACCCGUGCCCAUGUUCCCCGGGGUGCCACAUAGCCAAGGGGGCAUGGUGCCACCGCACAGCCAAGGAGGCAUGGCACCGCCCAUGAUUCCCGGGGGCUCGUACCCGCCCGUGCAGCCGGGGUCGGGGUACCCUCCGGGUGGUCCCGGGGCGCCCGCCGGCAGGUCGGUUAGCACUCCCGCAGUCGCACCCCCUCCCACUGGUUAUUUUCCGUGGCUGAGCCAGCUGAGUGAGGAAGAAGCACAAGAGGGUUGGAAUGACCCACCAGCUGUAAGAGGCGGACCCAGGAAGAAGAAGGUCCCAGACAACUACACUCCCCCGGUCCCCAUCACGGCCCCUGUAAUGGGCUACCCAGUGGAGGCCCCCCUGCCUCAGGACCACAGGCAGCAGGUGCCCCCCGGGGCCCCUCAGGAGCCCACUGUACAGCUCCUGCAGCAGCUGCCUGCCGAGCGUGUGGAGCAGAAGGAGAUCCCAGCGGAGCACAUGGUCCUGAAGAACACCUUCGACAGCCUACUGCAGAGAUGCCAACUAGCAGCCGGAGACCCUCAAACAAAGAGGAAACUUGAUGACGCAUCAAAGAGGCUCGGUUCCCUGUAUGACAAGCUGAGAGACCAGGCGCUGUCUCCCAGUAUCCUGGGCGGUCUUCAUGAGAUAAGCCGGUGCGUAGCGGGUCGAGACUACCACCACGGCCUGGAGGUGCACACUCAGAUCGUCAGCAGCAGCAACUUCAGCGAGAUCUCUGCCUUCAUGCCCAUCCUCAAAGUCGUUAUCACUAUCGCCAACAAGCUGGCCGUCUGAAACGCCAGCCCAUGCCCACCCGGCCAUCGCCAACAAAGCUGGCCGUCUGAACUGCUGCCUCUCGCGGCCCACCCCACACAAGCUGAGCUGGGAACCCCGUGCCCACACUCUACCAUACACUCCCCCUUCUGCCCCUCUGCUGAACUGCACUCAUUCACCCACGAUCAUCAUCACCCCUCGUGCCCUUCAUGUCCAUCCUCAAGGUCGUCAUGACCAUGGCCAACGCCCAGAGUGUCUGAAACGCUGCCCACCUAACGCCCUGGGCAUCUGAACUACCACCCCAUGCCGCCACCUUAUGCUCCCACGUCUUUCCCUCCGAGCUGAACAGCACCCACCCCACCCACCAUAGUCACCAGUCAUGCCCUUGCCAACCCAUCCACAAGGUCGUUGUGACAAUUGCCAGCAACCUUCCAACAGCCUUCCAACCACACUGGAGGUCUGCUGGUGGUGUUGGUGCCCUACCCAGACCUGUCCCAACCCAACCCCCUCUAUCCCCCUUCUCCUCCUCAUAGCCUACUGGAGACCUGGUGGUGGUGGUGGUGGUGGUGGUGGUGGUGACAUUGCUCCACCCAGACCUGUCCCAGCCCAAGCCCUGCACGGCCCCUCCACAUAUUCCACCGAAGACCUGCUGGUAAUGAUGGUGCAGCUGGUGGUGAUGUUGGGGGGGGCUUCUCAUAUUACCAGUGACUUCAGUGUUAAAUUUUGACCGCGAUAUCAUAUUUAUUGUCUUUGCCAUGUGUCAGAUAACAACCAACAAAACAACAAAACAACAAAAAGCAAGACUCUUAACUGUAAAAACACUGCAAGGGUUCAUUUGUGUUUUUUGUCUUUGUUCCCCCAACAUUUUUACGCUCCUUUUUUCCUUUCUUUCUUUAAUUCCAAUGCUGUAAGCUUUUGUUCUUGGACAAGAGUUGGCGAUGUUUCUGUUGCCACCAUCGUGAUGUUAGUACUUACCACCUUUUUUGUAGAGGAUUUCCCCCUCCUGAAUUGCUUUUUAAAAACGCAACCAAACUGUCUCUCAACUGGUGUGUGUGUACUGUAUGUUUGCGUGAAAGGGUGUGAGAUUGAGAUACUCCCUAAGACAUUGAUGAUUGUGCCGCCCACACCAAGGCAACCUCAGUUAAAAGCAACAAAUAUCUCCGAAGUCCUGAUCCAUAUGUAUUCAUCGUCAUUUUAAAUAUACACUUUCAUGACGUUGCAGCCAUGUUGUAGGCAUGUCACUGAGUGUAGGUGAGAAACUGCAAGUGUUUUGCUGUUCUGGAUCUAACAUGCAACAACAAUCUUUUCAUUUCCUUAAAUUUGACUAUCAGCUUACCAACAUGUGUACGUGUGAUUGCUGUGUGAUUGGCGCUUCACUGGUGCUUUGUGUUCAUGCUGUUCAGUUUGGUUUUAACCACUUCCCUGUACGACUGUGUGUCCAGAGCAGCAAAACAACUUGAUCCAUAUCUCAACACGUCUCACUUGCUACAUAAUAAAACAAGCAAGGCGGGUAUUCCAAGACCAUGGUUAACUUAAGUAACAUUGACCUACAGGAAGAGGUAAACCUGCUAAUAGAUGUCUCACAGAUGUCAUUUAGUUAAAGAAAAUGAGCUCGCCAGAUUCUUCUAUUAGAUGCUUUACCACUACCUCAAGGUUAACCUGGUUUGCUACUAAGCCAGGGUCUUGGAAUACUCCCCAGGCUUAUAACAAACAAAUAAUAAGACUGUUAAAAGCAAACAACUAUUAAUAAAACCUUAUUUGUUAAGACUCA